AUGGGUCUCACCAAACCCCACCAGACCUCCCAGUCGGAUGUGGAGAAAACAGAGCCUAUCGUAUCCGCUGACCACGCCGCGGCGCCAGACGGUGGUCUCCAGGCGUGGCUGGUCGCAGGCGGGAGCGCAUGUAUCAUCUUCUCUUGUCUCGGGUUUGCGAACUCAUUCGGGGUCUUUGAAGAGUACUACGCGGCCAAUCAGCUGCGCAACGAGUCGACUAGCAGUAUCGCCUGGAUCGGGUCGGUAUGCACCUUCCUCCAAUUCGCAGCAGGCGGGCUCGGAGGUCCAUUGUUCGAUCGCUAUGGCGCAUGGGUGAUCCGUCCGGCUGCGGUGGUCUACAUCGUCGCUAUGAUGAUGACCAGCCUCUGUUCCAAGUACUGGCAGUUCAUGCUGGCACAAGGCGUCCUUCUCGGUACGGCGAUGGCGUUCCUUCAGCUUCCGGCCAUGGCAGCCACGGCACAGUACUUCGACAAGAAGAAAGCAGCGGCACUCGGCUUGAUCAUCUCCGGUUCGUCGAUCGGAGGCGUCGUCUUCCCGAUUGCCUUGUCCAAAAUGCUCAACAGCUCAUCGCUCGGGUUUGGGUGGUCGGUGCGAGUGAUGGGGUUUGUCAUCAUUCCCCUGAUGGGCUUCGCCUGUAUGGUCGUCAAGCCCCGCCUGCCUCCGCGCACGACCUCGUUCUUCAUCCCGGAAGCCUUCACGCAGGCGCGGUUUGAUCUCAUCGUCGCCGCCUUCUUCUUCAUGUUCAUCGGACUAUUCACGCCCUUGUUCUAUCUUCCCACCUAUGCAGUCACCCAGGGAGUCGACGCCACGUUGGCCUCGUACCUGCUCGCCAUCCUCAACGCGGCGUCCACGUUCGGACGCAUCAUCCCUGGGAUACUUGCUGAUAAGUACGGUCGAAUGAACAUGUUUGCCCUGGGAGGGAUCGCCACUGGGGUGAUCAGCCUGUGUAUGACCAAGGCGCAGUCCACGGCCGGGCUGGCGGUGUACGCCGUGUUCAUCGGAUUCGCAUCGGGCACAAUCAUCUCGGGAGCCACCGCGGCUCUGACGCUCUGCGUAAAGGACGCACGGGAUAGUGGGACAUAUCUGGGGAUGGGGAUUGCAGCCAGCUCCGUCGCCGCCUUGAUUGGACCCCCCGUGAUCGGAGCAUUAUUUGAUCAUUACGGAGGCUUCCUGCAAGCGUCCAUUUUCAGCGGCGUCUUGUCUCUGGCAGGCGGCUGCAUUGCCUUUGCCGCGAAAGCGACUACGUCAGGAGGUCUGCUAGGGCGAGUAUAG
Aspergillus saccharolyticus JOP 1030-1 is the source of this 1272-nucleotide messenger RNA. RefSeq names its product MCT family MFS transporter. The record is from RefSeq and is a predicted model, not a curated record. Bases 1 to 1272 code for a protein of 423 amino acids. Gene Ontology annotation, molecular function: transmembrane transporter activity. The transcript has 2 exons. Gene Ontology annotation, cellular component: fungal-type vacuole membrane. Lineage: Eukaryota; Fungi; Ascomycota; Eurotiomycetes; Eurotiales; Aspergillaceae. Gene Ontology annotation, biological process: transmembrane transport.